Messenger RNA from Heterocephalus glaber (naked mole-rat), 8532 nucleotides. RefSeq names its product transmembrane channel like 3 (gene Tmc3). Gene Ontology annotation, cellular component: plasma membrane. Gene Ontology annotation, molecular function: mechanosensitive monoatomic ion channel activity. NCBI's taxonomy places the organism in Eukaryota, Metazoa, Chordata, Mammalia, Rodentia, Bathyergidae. The record is from RefSeq and is a predicted model, not a curated record.
UAGAGGGUCAUAAUGUGGAAUUAUAAGACUCAGGGAUCAGUCCUUUGGCUGAAAACCCUAGUGCAUGGGUAACUAGGUGAAGCUGUAGAUGCUGCGGCUGGGCCAGGGGCGCAGAGUUGCUGGCCUUUUUCUAAAGAUUAGCAUAGCCAGGCAUCAUCGCAUUUUACACAGGCAAUCUAUUUUCAGAAUCUUGAACCUCUAUCAAAUUCUUUUUCCCUUAUUAGGAAACUCUGGAAAUCCCCUUAAAUUCUCUUACACUCAGUCUGCUAAAGUCAUGAUGCUUAUUAAUGUGACCACACUUAAUAAAUGCAAAACUACAGUGAAAUGUUAACUUGAUUAUUAUUGGCAUGCUGAAGUUUUUAGGGUUGACACUGUCAUUAUUUUGGCAACCUGUUUUCAAAUGAUGUCAAAGAAUAUAUAUAGACAGAGAUAAAGCAAUUAUGGCCAAAUGUGGCAAUUGGUGAAUGUGAGUUAAAAGUGUACAGAUAUCUGUGGUGCUAUUAUAUUAACAUUUCUGUAUACUUGACUUCUUGCAAAAAAAAUUUUAAAGUUAAACAAAAAAGAUUUUUUAAAAAUACAAUGUCAAAGCUGUGCCCCUCCUCCCUAAAAAUUUGUAAACACCAGUGGUGGUUAUAGACUAGAGUGCUUUGCAAACCGUAAAUUGCUGUCUGGGCACAAAGAGUUACAGAGAGGGCUCCUUGGGUGGCACUAAGUCACCUCUGGGUCACCUGGCCAAGCCUCCCACCUUUGGUUGCAGGGACUCCAGCCAAUCAGUGCUGCUGCAGCCCCUCCACAUUACAUAUUCAGAACCGGCCUCCUGGCUCCUUCCUGUGCCCAGCCCCAGCUGCAGACACCACAGGCAGCCCAGCUCUGGAGAAGGGGAGGAUAAGUCUGAAGCUCCAGAAACCUCAGUCAGAACCGACCCUCUCUCAUCUGCUGGCUUCCCAGUUUCCCUACAGCUCCCAGGGGCUACUGGCAGGAAGUCUGCUCCCAUGAAACCCUCAAAGGCGUCCCAGCGCUACAGAAGCAUCCGAAGAAAUGCCAGCCAACACUACCUCUACCAGGAGUCCCUGCUUUUCAGUAACUUGGAUGACAGCUUUAAUGCUGAUGAAACGGGGGACAGCAGUGACCCGGAACAAAUCUUCCAGAACAUACAGUUCCAGAAAGAUCUCGUGGCAAAUAUUCGCUGCAGACCCUGGACCAUGGGACAGAAGCUGAGGGCGCUGAGACGAGCGAAGGAGAUUGUGCUGAAGUUUGAAGGGAGGCUGACCAGGACUCGAGGCUACCAAGCAGCAGGCGCAGAGCUAUGGCGGAAGUUUGCUCGUCUGGCCUGUAAUUUUGUGGUCAUCUUCAUCCCCUGGGAAAUGAGGAUAAAGAAAAUCGAGAGUCAUUUUGGAUCAGGUGUGGCCUCGUAUUUCAUAUUCCUGAGAUGGUUAUUUGGAAUUAACAUUAUGCUCACAAUUAUGACAAGUGCUUUCAUUGUCAUUCCAGAGCUGAUCGCUGGCCAGCCCUUCGGAAGCACCGCCAGGAAGACCAUCCCCCCGGAGCAGGCUGCAUCCGCCCAGGACCUGAACACCGUCUGGUCCCUCGGGGGCUACCUUCAGUACUCCGUCCUCUUCUACGGCUACUACGGCAGGGAAAGGAGGAUCGGGAGAGCUGGCUACCGUCUGCCCCUGGCGUACUUCCUGGUGGGGAUGGCCGUGUUCGCUUACAGCUUUGUCAUUCUUUUAAAAAAGAUGGCGAAGAACUCCCGCACAAGCCUGGCCAGUGCUUCCAAUGAAAACUACACCUUCUGCUGGCGGGUGUUCUGUGCCUGGGACUACCUCAUCGGAAACCCAGAGGCUGCGGAGAGCAAGACGGCUGCCGUGGUCAACAGCAUCAGGGAGGCUAUCCUGGAAGAACAGGAAAAGAAGAAAAGCAAAAACCUGGUCGUGACCAUCUGCCUGAGGAUCAUUGCCAACAUCCUGGUACUGCUCUCACUGGCCGGGAGCAUCUAUCUCAUCUACUUCGUGGUGGACCGGUCUCAGAAGUUGGAGCAGUCAAAGAAGGAGUUGACGCUCUGGGAAAAGAAUGAGGUGAGCGUGGUGGUGUCCCUCGUCACCAUGUUGGCACCGUCUGCCUUUGACCUCAUCGCUGCCUUGGAGAUGUACCACCCCCGGACCACGCUGCGCUUCCAACUGGCAAGGGUCCUCGUGCUAUAUUUGGGGAAUCUCUACAGCCUGAUCAUUGCUCUCCUGGACAAAGUGAACAGCAUGAGCACUCAGGAAGUAGCCUCAAAAUAUAACACAAGUGCUUGGAUGGAUUCUACCACCUUCUUUGCCACCACGGCAGCCCCUGAAGAAGGGAAAUGGCCCACACCUGGGUCUGGAACAGGGAUCAGGGGAAAUGGCACAUGGGUCUUAGAGGAGAUGAGGGUCCCAACAUACACAGUGCCACUCAACAAGGUCAACAAGACCACACUCCACAACCAGAGUCUACAAGGCCAGUGCUGGGAAACAUACGUGGGCCAGGAGAUGCUAAAGCUGUCCAUCAUAGACAUGCUGUUCACUGUGGCCAGCAUCCUGCUGAUAGACUUCUUUCGAGGACUUUUCGUUCGCUACUUAAGUGACUACUGGUGCUGGGACUUGGAAAGCAAAUUUCCUGAAUAUGGGGAAUUCAAAAUAGCUGAGAAUGUGCUACACUUAGUCUACAACCAAGGAAUGAUUUGGAUGGGUGCCUUCUUCUCCCCCUGCCUGCCUGCAGUCAACGUCCUCAAACUCAUCGGACUCAUGUACCUGAGGAGCUGGGCAGUGCUCACCUGCAACGCACCCCACCAACAGGUGUUCCGUGCAUCCAGGUCCAACAACUUCUACCUAGCCAUGCUCCUGUUCAUGUUGUUCCUGUGCAUGCUGCCCACCGUCUUCGCUAUCGUGCGGUACAAGCCGUCCCUAAACUGCGGGCCCUUCAGUGGACAAGAGAAAAUCUACGACAUUGUGUCGGAAACGAUUGAGAACGACUUCCCUGGGUGGGUCAGUUCCGUGGUCGGGCACCUCAGCAGCCCUGUGGUCAUCCUGCCCGCUGUGCUGCUGCUGUUCAUGCUCAUCUAUUACCUGCAGAGCAUUGCACGCUCACUGAAGCUCAGCAACCAGCAGCUCAGAGUGCAGAUCCAAAAUGCAAGAUCCGAAGAUAAGAAGAAGGCCGCCCAGAUGGUAGAAGCUCGAAUCCAGACCCAGGAGGAAAGCUCCAAGAGGCUUCCAAAGGACAGUGACCUCGCACACGUGGUGACACCCCUCAACAAUGGCACUGUGGUCAGCUUAGACUCCCUGAGCACCGGGAGCAGCAGGAUAGAGGCCAUCAGUCAUCCUGUGCCCCAGAGCCCGGGGCUGGGCCACAGGGGUCCCUGCUCACCUCUUCCUGGUGUCCACAAACCAAGGCCAGAGCAUGAUGCUGACAGGUAUGGACAGGGGCCAUGGGCCAGCACAGGGGACCUUCACCAGAACAGGGCCUUCACACCUGUGACACUGCCACAGCAUAUCGAGGAUGUACGAUCAGAACCUCUUUUCCGAAGAGACUUCCGGCCAGUCUAUCUUCCUCUCCGGAGCCCCAAGGUCUCGGCUUUCGUAGCGCGUGGUCAUAGGCCUCAAACCCCCAGGAACUAUCUCAUGCAUGAGCGUGACUCCCACCAAAAGCCCCAUCUGACUUUCUGGCCAGAAAGACAUUUCAAGAUGGACGCUUCUGGUGACAUGGUGGAGGUGUACCCCAGGAACAUGCGACAGCACAUGUCUUGGGUGCCCCUGAAGCCUGGCUCUCCACAGCUGAGUGAAGAAGAAGAGGAGACGCCGAGGAGAGGUGUAGGCCAACGGCCAUUCGCCCCUCGCUCCCAGGUGGACCUCCAUCAACCCCCUCAUUUUUACAUUGGUGAGAGGUCCAGAAUCAGGACCCGAGAUCCUGAGCUCCGGGGAAGGAGGCGCUGUAAGUCUGGGGGUGACGGUUUUGAGGGUCAAGCCAACAGGCCCAUGUCUGUGCCCAGGAGGCCAUGCUCCGGGCACCUGCAGUACCCACAGCAUCCUCUGCAGCCCCGGGCCUGGCCCAAGUUCGAGCCGUCCUUCACAGAUUCUGACUCCAUGUCGGUGUUGUCCAGCAGUGACCAGCAAAACAGCAGCACUGACCAGUACCUGCAAGUCACCCGCAGCCAGGACAGGCUCCCGAGGGCCAUGGGACAAGCUGGCCGGAAGAAGGCCAAGUCUCGGCGGGCACUGCCCACUGAUCUGGAUGACCUGGUCUGUUCCAAAGUCUAGGCUUCCUCCCAUGACCCAUGCAUAGAGGUCAGGGCACUUCGAAGCACCCGGCCGCACACCACUUCUCAGCCUUUCUGGAGACAGGAGUGUGCCACUGGACAUCAGAGAUUACGUGGUGCAUUCAGUCACACCUGUAGAUUGCUGGCCAAGACCCUGAAUCUCAAACUGAUGUUACAACAAACAUGCACAAGUGUCAUUUCUGAGUGCCUCUUAGGGCCAGCACACAUCAGCUCAGCAUUUCAAGAUAACUUCAGUCCUUUGCUUGCAAUUAUAUAAGCCAGACAGCUCAUCCCGCUGUGGAAGUCCAGAUCUGCUCUUUUCUAAAACAGUAUGAGCAUGCUGUUUUAUGAGGCUGUCCUUCCACAUACAAGGACUCCCUAAUAAGCACCGGAAAUGAGGUGGCUACCCCUAAGGGUUUCACAACACUUAAUGUGAGUAAUGAAAACUAGAGUAAUGAGAAGAGUAAUGAAUCAAUAAGAGCUCCUUUUACUAUUUACUGAGCUGUGUCUAUAUUAAUUAGUCAGAACACUAGGCUUGCACAGAAUCCAAGUUUUAUCCCUAAGUUUAUUGGCUUUUUAACUGGGCAGGAUGGAUCAAGACCCAGGAAUAGGUUCAGAGGAGUCAGGGCACUGAAUUUCUCCGGGAUUAUGUAUCUUUACUCUGCUCUGGUGUCUCAGAUCCUCAAGCUCAUUUCUCCUGUGCCAAUAGCUUCCUCUGUGUGGCUGGUGGAAGAGAAAGUCACAGCUACAGAAAACACUCACUUUGCAGCAUGCAGCCAGGAGGCCCGGAAGACAGGGCUGAGCUCUCAGUUCACUGCUGCCUGUGGUCCUCUGACUGGCCUUAGGCAGGGCAGCAGGUGUCAAAUCUGGCACAGUAAGUGGACUGGGUCCUGAUCCAUCUCUCCAUAUAAGUCUUUUCACUAUGUGUCUUCUUGGCAUUCUGUCUCCUCAACAUACUUUAUCUUUGGAAUAAAAAUGGCAUUAUUUUCAUUUCUGCAUCUCUUGUGGCAGACAUAUAAUAGAUAUUAUAUUUGUUUUGCAUUGCUACUCUCAGUCAAAAUAAUGAUGGAGUCUUGCCAAAGAUUAGGUUUCUUCAAGUGUAGCGGCAUUGUGAUGGGAAUCCAAAUGACACAGGAGACUAUGAGUAUAUGCAAAGUAUAAGGCAAAGGGAAUCUUUGAAGAUUUCGUAAGUGGUCUUAAUCAACUACCCUGGGCUAAGGGCUAGGUAGUAGCAGCCCAAGGUUAGAUGGACAGUGACUGGGCCCUUGCAGAAGUACUGUCAGUGAGGGGCUGUGUUCUUGUGUAUUCUGUGGCUAGUUCCUUAACAGCUAUCUGUGCUUGAGAUUCCUUCCUUUACAACCUCCCAGACUGAUGUAUUUUCUCCUUAGGGCUUGACACAAAUCACUCCAUUUUGAUUCUGACAGUAACAAACUGAGUGGCUUGAACAGCACGCGUAUAUCUCCGUUUCCGCGGUGAGGAGCACAGGUGUGGCUCAGCUGGGUCCUUUUCUCAGCGUCUCACUGGGUUGUAAACAGGGCAUCAGGUGACUGGGAUUGCAUUCAAGGUUUAAGGUCCUCUUCCAAGCUCAUGUGACUGUUGGCUGAAUGCCUUUCCUUGAGGUUUGGGGACAAAGGUUAUCACCUCUUAGAGGCUGCCUGUAUAUCCCCGCCAUGUGUCCCUCUACACAUGGCUGUUUGUACCUUCAGUCAGCUGAAAGUGUCUCCAGCUUUCCAUCUCUUCUUCCAGGGAAGUUCUGGAUGCUCUUUUUAAAAGGGUUUACCUGAGUAGGCAAGGACCACCCUGGAGAAACUCUCCAAUGAUUAACUGCAAGUUAACUGUUUGGAGACCUUGAUGCUGUCUUCAAAAUGAUAUCUCACAAAACCCAGUGUGGGGGUGAAAACUAACCAAAUCCACAAGUGCCAGCACAGCAAGAAGAGAUGUAAAUGGGGGUCAAAUAUCCUGGGGGCCUGACAAAGAUAUUUAACAAAUACAGAAUGGGUGAGUGAAUGAUGAAUGAGCUGUACUAAUGACUGAAUCACAAAUAGCACACUCACCGGAUUAGAGGCCACUUCUAACCAGAAAGAAAAAUUUAAUCUAAUUAUUGCCAUUUUAAAAAUACAGAUGAACACUCCUCCCUGGAUUCAUGAAAAAGAGCACACUAUUUUCAAAGUCUAGCCACGAAAUGUUCUGUGAGGCCAUGGGAUAUGCUUUGGUGACCAUAGUGCUGGUCUGUGUUGUGGCCGAGAGCUCACCGGGAUACUACAACACAUUUGGGAAAGGCUGGCCCCACAUUCAGGUGUUGUAGGAGUACGUGCCUGGGUAGGGGUGUGAGGAACCUCAUGAAGGCUAGAAGAUAAACCAGCCUUGGGACACUCCUAAGAAAAUCUAGUGACCAGGACAUACCCAGGGCUGUAGGCAUGAUGUUGCCAUACGCACUAUACAUCCUGGCACUUAGCAUUGGGCUAUGUCUUCAAUUUAGAAAAAUCUAAAAGACACUAAUUAGUGCAAAAUUGGUGUGACAAGCACCUGUGUUCCUACUAGGAGGGUCAACCGUGGAAACUUUAUUUUAUUCUCAUCUAGACAUUUUGCUAUUAUAAAAAAGAAACCGUCAUAGACACAAUGAAGUCCACAUUUAUCACAUUAAAUCUCAUUCCCCUCACAUUGUCCAGAGGUUGGUGUGAAUCCACCCAGUAGAUCAUUUGUAGUUAUAGAUGUGUUUGUGAAUAUAUAUGCAUAAGCAUCAGUAAACAACAUCUAAAUAUAUUUUACUCAAUUCUGUAAUCCUGCAUGUAUCAUUGUAUUUAUGUUGUUGAUGCCUGUAGAUGAAACUCACUUAUUAUGACUGCUGCAUAGUAUCUCAUCUGUGAAUAAACCAUCUAAUAUUCAUCCAUUUUCUUCAUGGUGGACAUCGAAAUCUUUUCUACCUCUUUGUUACUGAAAAUAAUCAUGCACUGGACAUCUUUAUAUGUUUUCUUGGAAUGGAUGUUAGUCCUCCUAAGAGAGAAAUCUGUAACCUAUAGGAGAUGAGCACAUUCGGGUUUCCUGGCUGCUCUUCUAUUUGUCUUCUUGGUCCAGACCCUCAACCCCUUUUCUCAGCUUCACCAAAACUUGAUCUUGUCACACUAUAUAAUUUUUGCCUAUUUGAUGAAAAAAAAAUACUAGUUAUUUUAAUUAGUUUGCCUUUGAAAAUUGCUGGCACCUUUCCUUAGUUUGCAUUUUCUCUUUGUGAACUGGUGCCUACUCUGCAUCAGCCAUCACCAUCGCCCUAAGCCAGUUCCCACAAAGCUCUUGGGAUAGAACUGCUUGCUAGGCAGUUGUCACCCCCAUCCCCUGAAUGCUACCCCUCACCUAAGUUGCAAGAAGGCACAAACCUACGUUACCAAUGAAACCCAGCACAACUAUGGUUUCACAGUAUUCCUUUGGGUUGAGUAAUGAUCCCUGGCAGGGAGGUUGUGUGUUUUUCUGACCUGUAAUUAAGUUACUAUUGAGGAUAUGAUUCACAGUACCACUAAAAAUCUCUCCUAAUAAAACCUGCAUAACAAACUCCUCUCAAGUCUCAGAGAUCAGAACAACUGUAAAAAUAGUGAAUACCUCUUGAUGAGAAUAGUCUGAUAAAUAUCUGAGUGACCUAGGGAUGAUCUUUUGGUCACUCAUUUUGUUUCAGAUUUCACGAAAGCCAGGAAAUUUAGAGGAAAGCUUUCUGCACAUCUCUGUAAAACCAAAUUCCCUAGCCUAAAGCAGUAUUUUCCAGGCACUCUGAGUGUAUGUAUGUGUUUGAAUUAAGUGUGUGAUUUUCUUUUUUUUUUCAAGUUUGCAAAUUUUGUUUUUUGUACAUUUCAUGGUAAACUAUAUAUGUUUGUAGGAAGUGGGAUAUAAUAAAAAUAUAUGAGUAAAUAUGUAGCCUUUGGAAAGAGUAUUUGCCCACAAAUUCUGCCACUUACUAGCUAUGCGAACUUGGAUGUUCUCUGCAAUUCUUAGAUUGCAAAAUGGGGGAGUAGUUUCUUACUUCAUAUUGCUUCAAGGAUUAAAUGGCACAUGCAUAUGAUAGUGGCUGGCACAUGGUAAGCACUGAGUAACAAUUAGCUAUGCUAAGUGAACACCAAAUAUAUAUAUUUGCAUAUUUACUUAAUAGAUUCAGACAACCUAAUCGACACACUGCCGGGAGUCCCUAUCUGCCUGAACAUUUAUUUGAAAUUCAACUAGGACUUUGGAUCUCCUCCCAGCCCAGGAGGAGGAGGGUAUGAAAGAGACUUACU